Paramisgurnus dabryanus is the source of this 1959-nucleotide messenger RNA. RefSeq names its product carbonic anhydrase IX (gene ca9). Lineage: Eukaryota; Metazoa; Chordata; Actinopteri; Cypriniformes; Cobitidae. The record is from RefSeq and is a predicted model, not a curated record. Gene Ontology annotation, molecular function: zinc ion binding; carbonate dehydratase activity. Gene Ontology annotation, cellular component: plasma membrane.
AGAGAGCAAGAGAGAGAGAGAGAGAGAGAGAGAGAGAGAGAUUAGAUUAGGUUACUUUCUAACUCUUUAGGGAAAGAAGGAAAUAAAGGAUGGAAGGAAGAAUGUCCUGCACACCUUCAGCAGUUUCUGGAUCGUGAUUGGUUUAUUCUGUGAAACUUCAGGUGGCACCGAAACAGGGCUGAGAUUUUGUGCGGGGAGGACAGAGGAAGCCGAGAAACAGUUUAAUAUGCUGCUGGAAGUUUUCUUCAUCCUUUAUCUUCUUCAGAGUCAGGUGCUGACCUCUGGCUCUUCCUCCUCUUCUUCUGAGACACACGAAAGCAGUCAAAGGGAUGAACAACACAGCAAAGGUUCCUCUCAUCAGCACCACUGGGGUUACCAUGAUCAGGAUGGGUGGUUAUCUUCAUUUGAAGACUGUGGUGGAAAAUCCCAGUCUCCCAUUAACAUAAACACUGGUGAGGUGAAGUACGAUCCCAGACUCUCUCUUAUUAAACUGGAGGGUUAUGAUCUGACAGACAAAUCUCCUCUUUCACUCCUUAACAAUGGGCAUACACUGCAGCUGUCUCUGCCGAACAGCAUGCGUAUUGUGAGAGGAUUUGAUCAUAUUUAUGUCGCAGCCCAGCUUCAUUUUCACUGGGGAACUGUAGAGAUCCCGGGAUCAGAGCACACUAUAGAUAACAUUCAUUUCCCGGCUGAGAUCCAUGUGGUUCAUUAUAACUCCAAAUACUCAAAUCUUUCUGAGGCCGCUACUAAAGCAGAUGGACUGGCUGUGUUAGGAGGAUUUAUAGGUAUUGGUCUUCAUGAAAAUGAAAACUAUGAGAAGAUCUUGUCUGCUUUAACAAACAUCAGCAGUGAAGAGUCAUACACCGAGAUUCCUGGUUUUAACGUCCGGCAUCUUCUGCCAAACAGUUUGGAGAGGUUUUAUAGAUACAAGGGAUCCCUCACGACCCCUCCGUGCUUUCAGACAGUCAGCUGGACUCUGUUCAAUGAUACUGUCAGAGUGUCAAGAAGACAGCUAGCGGCUUUGGAGGACACACUGAAAACAGAGCACAGCAAACUCUUAUCCAAAAACUUCAGAGCACCACAACUUCUGCACGGCCGAAAAGUCCUGACGUCUUUCCACACAGUACCCUCUGCAGGGAAUGCCAGAGGAGUCCCGCUGUCUGAAACACAAGACCUUAAUACAAAGGAAUCUAGUGAAACUCAAGAUGCACUCUCAAAAGGUGAUAUUUUGGCUAUUGUCUUUGGUGUUCUGUUCGCAGUCACACUGCUGGCCUUCUCCGUGUACACAUAUCAACAACGAAAAAAAUACACAAAGUUUAAAAGAGACUCAAAGCAAAACGUUAUUUAUAAACCAGCUGUUAAAGAAGAGGCAUAACAAAUUUAUUAUGUGUGAGGACAGCAUGACCUGAAGUUUUUUUCACAGAGAAAGACCUGCAGUGCUGUGCUCUUGUGUGAGGUUUUGAACUGAAAUUAAAAACAAAAAACAAAAAAACUAUUUAAUAGCAUAUUGAUCAAAUCAUUGAUCAAUGAUUUCUCGUUUUUAGAAAAACAGGUGUUUGAUGUUAAAAUUAUAUUGUAAGUUUAAAUGAUCAAGUUAUACUUUGUUAAUGAGAAAAAAAUGUAUUAACAAUAUUACAUAACAAUAUGUUCACCCAAAAAUAAUGUUUGUCUAAAACCACAACCACCUAGUCACAGUUGUAAGAGUAACGUAACACAAACAGACACUGUCAGUUGUUAUUAUUAUAUGCAUCUUUAAUGGUUGUUUUCUGUUUAUUUGCUGUUAAAAAUUCACUUGUUUCUUGUAUGUUCACCAUAAUUUGUUGCAGUGUUCCUGUAGUUGUUGAUUUAACAUGUAAGUUGCACUUUUUAAAGUCCAUUGCAAGCAAUUGAAAAAAUAUACUGAUCUUAGGAAAACUUUAGUAGACACGAUAUUAGAGAUAUUAAAGAUAUUAAGAUUCA